CGGAAACAGUAGAAGCGGUGAACACGAGAGCUGAGGUGGAAACACCGGCGACUGCGGGAGAGAGUGAUACUCACCACAGAAACUGCUUUUAAUAUACCACAUUUUUGGUGUAACGUAUUUACUUUUAUUUUACGACGUACGAUAAAAUGCCCGUUUGAGUGGAUAAAACCGAAGCACCGACCAAAAGGGGGAUUUUUGUGUAUUCUCCGACUUGACUCGAAUUAGUCGGGAUUUGAGAAUGUCGGGGAGCCGAGAGGAGGAGCGGCGGAAACUCGCCGACAUCAUCAACCACUGGAACGCCAACCGUCUCGACCUGUUCGAGAUCAGCCAACCGACGGAGGACUUAGAGUUCCAUGGAGUGAUGCGAUUUUACUUCCAGGACAGGAUGGCAGGGAACUUCGCCACAAAGUGCAUCCGAGUGUCCAGCACGGCCACCACACAAGAUGUGAUAGAGACACUGGCGGAGAAGUUUAGACCAGAUAUGAGGAUGCUGUCGGCUCCAAAGUACUCCCUCUACGAAGUCCACGUCAGUGGCGAAGAGAGAAAACUGGACCUGGACGAGAAGCCAUUGGUCGUGCAACUCAACUGGAACAAAGACGACAGAGAGGGGCGCUUCGUACUAAAGAACGAGAACGACAUCAUGCCCAAGAGGACACUGACGAAUGGCCCAGAGAAAGAGAAGGAGGGGGUGAUCCAGAACUUCAAAAGAACACUGUCCAAGAAGGAGAAGAAGAAAGAGAAAAAGAAGGAGAAGGAGGCCUUUUCCAGAAUUUCAGAUGGAGACGAGCACACACUGAACCGAGAAGAUGGUGAGAACUCUAGGUUAGCGGCUGAGGUAUAUAAGGACAUGCCAGAGACCAGUUUCACACGAACCAUCUCUAACCCAGAGGUGGUAAUGAAGAGAAGACGACAGCAGAAGCUGGAGAAGAGGAUGCAGGAAUUCCGGAGCGGAGAUGGUCGUCCGGACUCAGGGGGGACUCUGAGGAUCUACGCUGAUAGUCUUAAGCCCAACAUUCCCUACAAGACCAUCCUGCUCUCUACCUCUGAUAUGGCCGACUUUGCCGUGGCAGAGGCCCUGGAAAAAUACGGUCUGGAGAAGGAGAACCCUAGAGAUUACUGCAUCGCCCAGGUUAUUCAUGUAAAUGAUAAACCAUUAAAGGAGACCAUCCUGGAUGACACAGAUUGCCCUCUGCAGAUCCUCAGAGACUGGACAAGUGAUAAAGAGGCCUUAGUGUUCCAGCUGAAAAAGCGACCUCCAGACUAUGUUGCAAGGAAAGGGCGUAAGCCCGACAACAGAAUGGGGCCGCAACAUGGAUCAAUUCCUCCUGAGAAACUGCCCUACCUGGUUGAACUCAGCCCAGGGAGAGGGAGUCACUAUGCCUACUACUACCGCCACCAUGAAGACGGAUCGGACUCCAGGGAUAAACCCAAACUCUACCGACUUCAGCACAGUGUUACUGAGGUCGGAUCUGACCGGAGUGAAGAUGGAAAUAUCCAGCUGUUUGGGCCUGGAAUUCUUCCUCACCACUGUGACCUGAUGCAUGCGGAUGGGCUUGUGACUGUGACCCCGGUCAGUUUAGACGCUGAGACCUUUGUGGAUGGACAGCGAAUCUCCGAAACUACUAUUCUGCGCAGCGGUGUGACCGUCCAGUUUGGGGCCACUCACGUCUUCAAAUUUGUGGACCCCAGCUAUGACCACAGCAUGUCCAAGAGAGACCUGGGGCCCAUGAUGAAGGGCAGAAACAAAUCAGGCAGCAUCCCAGAAACGACCUUUGACCUUCAUGGAGACAUUCAUAGUGGCUCUGCACUCCCUACAAGCAAGAGCUCAGGGAAGCUGGAGAUGGAGCGUUCAGGAAACGGCAGUGAAAGAGGCCUGGUUAAACCCAUGAUCAGAGGAGAACAGCAAGACUUCAGCAAACAUGAUGGAAGGUCCCAGGAUGGACCCGAGCUCACGUUGCCGGUGAGCAUCGAGUUCAGGGAAAACUCCGAGGAUGCCUUCCUGUCCGCCAUCAUAAACUACACCAACAGCUCCACAGUGCACUUCAAACUGUCCCCCACCUAUGUGCUGUACAUGACCUGCCGUUACGUCAUGUCCAGUCAGUACCGACCCGACAUCAGCCCCUCAGAGCGCACGCACAAGGUCAUUGCCAUCGUCAACAAGAUGGUGAGCAUGAUGGAAGGAGUUAUCCAGGAGAUUGCUGAAGGUGAACAGAAACAGAAGAAUAUUGCUGGGGCUCUGGCUUUCUGGAUGGCCAACGCUUCAGAGCUGUUGAACUUCAUCAAACAGGACAAGGAUCUGAGUCGCAUCACGCUAGACGCACAGGAUGUCCUUGCUCACCUAGUUCAGAUGGCUUUCAAAUACCUAGUGCACUGUCUGCAGUUGGAUCUGAAUAACUACAUGCCUGCUUUCCUCGAAGAUCCUGAUGAACAGAACCCACAGAGACCCAAGAUUGAGGACGUUCUGCACACGCUAACAGGCGCCAUGUCUCUUCUACGCCGCUGCCGUGUCAAUGCAGCCCUCACCAUCCAGCUGUUCUCCCAGCUCUUCCACUUCAUCAACAUGUGGCUCUUUAACAAGCUGGUGAUGGAGGCCGACUCAGGCCUGUGCUCGCACUACUGGGGCGCCAUACUACGACAACAGCUCAGCCACAUUGAGGCAUGGGCUGAGAAACAGGGCCUGGAGCUGGCCGCAGACUGCCACCUCAGCAGAAUUGUGCAGGCGACAACACUGCUCACUAUGGACAAAUACUCCAUGCAAGACGUCCAGAACAUCAACAACACCUGCUUCAAGCUCAAUUCUCUGCAGCUCAACGCUCUGCUGAGCAACUACCACUGCGCUCCUGAUGAGCCGUACAUUCCUCCUGAGCUGAUCGAUCACGUCGUGGCUGUGGCCGAGAACACGGCAGACGAACUGGCCCGAAGCGACGGGCGCGAGGUGCAACUGGAGGAGGACCCUGACCUGCAGCUGCCUUUCCUACUGCCUGAAGAUGGCUACUCAUGUGACGUGGUGCGGAACAUUCCCAAUGGAUUCCAGGAGUUUCUAGAACCGCUUUGCCAGAGAGGAUUCUGUAGAUUGACCCCUCAUCCACGCUCUCCUGGAACUUGGACCAUCUAUUUUGAAGGAACUGAUUGUGACAGCCACUUCUCGACUGACAACUCAGAACUGCCAAUGCAGAAGGAACCAGAAGUUGUGACUGUGACUUUGAAGAAACACAAUGGCAUGGGCCUCAGUAUUGUGGCGGCCAAGGGUGCCGGCCAGGACAAACUCGGCAUUUACAUCAAGUCUGUUGUCAAAGGAGGUGCAGCAGACAUGGAUGGGCGUCUGGCUGCUGGAGACCAAUUACUCAGUGUGGAUGGACGAAGUCUGGUUGGCCUCUCACAGGAGAGGGCGGCGGAAUUGAUGACACGAACCGGCUCGGUCGUUACGCUCGAGGUGGCCAAACAGGGAGCCAUUUACCACGGGCUGGCCACACUCCUGAAUCAGCCAUCCCCCAUGAUGUCCCGCGCGUCAGACCGUGGACGUGGGGACAAGGGGAAAGCCAGACCAAAGAGCGAGGGCUUUGAGCUCUACAACAACUCUGUGCAGAACGGCUCACCUGAGAGUCCUCAAGGCACAUGGGACGCCUACCCAGAACCAAAGAAGGAGGACAGGUUACUGAAGAACCGUGCAGACCACCGGUCCAGCCCAAAUGUGGCUAACCAGGCACCGAUUCCAGGAGGGAAACCUGUUUACCCGGGAGCACCAGGAAAGAUCACUUCGGUCUCAACGGGUAACCUCUGCCCUGACGAGGAGCCAUCUCCACCCCAUCCAGAGGCAUAUCCAAUUCCCACUCAGACAUACCCAAGAGAAUAUUUCACUUUUCCAGCCUCUAAAUCUCAGGACAGGAUGGGCCCUGGCCAGCCUUGGCAAAAUAACGAACCGGAGCCUCUACCCCCUAUGGAUAACCACACUAAUAACAACAUGUCUAUGCAGCGGGUUGCGCGCUCUCAGGAGGACCUGUGUGAUGUGCCCGGUGGUUACCCAGGUGACCAUCUGUGCCAGGAAGAUCUGAUGCACCUGCAGCAGCAUCAGCUUGAGGCUGAGUACCAGCGAGGAGGUGGAGGCGAGCACUGGAACCACCAGGUGUCCUCCUCGGUGGAAUCCAGCACCUCCAGCCAAGAGCACCUCAACUUUUCCUCCUCCUCUGCCACCAGGAACCAGGACAACCACAAGAGCGGUCCUGGACGCUGGAAGACCCCAAUAGCCCCCCACUCCGGCCCCGUGGGUGUCUCCCAACCCUCCCGCUCUGAUCUACCCCCACCCCCUCCUCCUCCGCCAGCACACUACGACUAUGAGGCUGACCUGCCCCUUCCGCCCCCACCUUCUGUCUCGCAACAACAGGCAGCAGCUGCCGCAGCCAGUGCCGACCGCAAGAAACGCGAAGAGCAACAACGUUGGUAUGAGAAGGAGAAAGCUCGGCUUGAAGAAGAGCGAGAGAGGAAAAGAAGAGACCAGGAGAGGAAGUUGGUGCAGAUUCGGAACCCACCCGGCACCGUUAUGCACAACAACCAACACGGCCCCCUACCGCCCGCCACUCAACACCAACAGAUGCCCCAUCCACAGCCUCCAGUCCAGGUUCCCCAACCCUAUCUGCCCCCAGUCCAGCCACCCCAACCACAGCUACCACAACCAGCCCGACCCGACAAACUCUCCAGCCUUCCUCGCCAGCCCCCGCAGUCCCAGGACACAGUAAUCCGUGACCUCCUACCACAGCAACAACCACGCACAAUCGAGAGACGUGACCUGCAGUACAUCACCAUCAGUAAAGAGGAACUUUCCGCCAGUGAUAGCCUCUCCCCGGACCCCUGGAAGAGGGACGCCCGUGAGAAACUGGAGAAGCAACAGCAGCUUCACAUUGUUGAUCUGCUGGACAAGGAGAUACAAGAUUUGCAGGCCAAGCCUGAGCGCACACCGGAGGACAAUGACCGACUGCGCAAACUCAUGCUGGAGUGGCAGUUCCAGAAGAGACUACAGGAGUCCAAGCAGAACGAGGAGGACGAGGAAGAGGAGGAUGAUGAAGAUGUAGACACCACGCUAAUCAUGCAGAGACUGGAGGCGGAGAAGAGAGCACGGCAGACUGCUGUACCAGCAAUCUCUGUUCUAGAUUUGCUACAGGACGAGGAGCGACGACGGAAACAGCAGCUGGAGGAAAUCCGUAAGCGUGAGGCAGAGGAGCGAGCCAAACAGGAGGAGGAGAGACGCUGGAGAGAGGAGGAGAGAGCCAGACGAGAGGCUGAGGAGAAGAGGAGACAGGAGGAAGAGUACUACACCCGCCUGGAGGCAGAGCGGCGCCGGCAGCACGAGGAAGUCGAGCGCAAGCUGCUGACGCCAGAUGAGCCUGGUCUGUACAGACCUCCCCUCCCCCGGGACUACCAGCCCCCUUCUCCCGCAUAUGCCCCUGCCACUAACAGCAACAGUGCCCCUCCACCCCCGCCUCAGAGAAACACCUCCUACCUCAAAACCCAGGUCACUUCCCCCGACACAAUAUACACUGCCAAGUUUGUCUCGUACAAUGACGACGAGGAGGAGGACGACCCGGGCCUAACAGGUCAGGUUAAGCUUUCGGCCACCCGGAAGUCCUAUGGUGACCUUACCCCCGCCCCAAAGCCCCAGCCGCCGCCAACCGCGCGCAAGCCCCGCCCUGUCUCAGAUGGCAUCUUUCUGUCCAGCUCAUUCCAGCUGCCUGCCGCGGCCAAUGCCAACAGUACCGCUACCAAGGCAGGGCAGCCCCCUCCCCCUCCCUCCAAACCAAGCUUCAUCCCAUCAGCCAACUCGAAAGGAUUUAAUUCAUACACUGGAAACUCUGCAGGACUAGGGUCGGGAGAGGUUUACAAGGACCUGCGAGAGAAAUGGACGAAAGGCGGUCCCGACCAGGAGAACACAAUAAGUGGAGCCCCAGAAAAUUUAACAUUUAAGGAGCGCCAGAGACUCUUCUCCCAGGGAAAGGAAGUGUCAAACAAGGUGAAAGCUUCCCGGAAGCUCAUGGAACUGGAGAAUGAACUAAACGUGAAACAGUAGCAAAAAGCCCAAGCAGGACUUAUUGCCAAUAUCCAACCCAUCCCUGGAAAAACAUCAUCUAGCUAGAGCUUCCCACUCAUUUUCCAAGUUUUGUUUUGGUUUUAUUGAACUGGACGGUUAAGAAUAAUUUAGCUGCAUUGUUGCAAUAAGAGACAAUAGUCCAUAAAUUCCCUCGAAAGUAUCAAAGAUAUAUUAUAAUAAAGCACUGUAAAUUGUUUUAAUUAUAUUAAUAAGAAAAUUGAAAUGACAUGAAGGGGGUAUAUUUUUGUUUGUGAAAUGUUAUUCCAAAAAAACACAAGAAAACAAACGCAGUCUUUGCUCAUUUUAUUUUUUUUAAUAGGCAGUCAUGUGGGAAAUUUUAUUGUUAUUUUAUGAUAUUUCUACAUAUUUCCACUUUGUUUUUGAGCAAGUGCCGAUAUAAUAGACCAACAUUAACAUCUCAACAGUACAGAACAGGGGACAGAAUUGGUUGUGUAUAUUAUCGAACAGAUGAACGAAACCUAUAUAGGAAGCUUUAAUUUUUCUUGUUGCACUUUUUUUGUCAUUCUGGUCCCUCCACAUUCAUGGAUACACAGGCACCUUUCCACCACACCUAGUGUCUGCAUUAAAAUAUAUAUAUAUUUUUUUUUUUUUUUUUGCUCAAUAAUGAGCUUUCAUAACCUGUGAGCGCCAUUUGUGAAUUGUAUUUCUUUCUCUUUUUACUAGACCAUCUGCAAGUCAGUCAUUCCAUGAGUGCUGAGGGUUACUACUUUUAUAAUGUUGAGUUUUCUAAUUCCCCAAAUUUUGUUUGGAUGAUGAAUAAUCCACUGACACAGCAGCCAGCUGACACUGGCGAGGUUUGAUGGUAGUAUAAUGUUAAAAAUAUGAUUUAAAUAAAGAGGAUUGUCAUAAUGAAACACAGGAGCCUUUUAAUUAGGAGGUAUUUAUUUCAACCAUAUUGACAUAGUUACAAAUUUGUUUGUAUUUAUAAGUCUGGUCAGUCUGCAGUUGAAAUUUGAUGCAAGAACAACAAACGUGACAAUUAUAUGCGUCCUAUAGUUUCUGACAGAGAAAGCCACUAUUUCUCUAUAAUUGUGUAUUGACUAGGUUCCCUCAGCUUACAGUAUUGCAGACUUUAUUUAAAUGAAAGAUCUGGUUGUUUUCAAAGUUUGAAACACCCACAUCUUUCCAUUCAUAGUCUAGACCUGUUGGCGCCUGUGUAAAUAAUUUUCCAGAGAACACAACUUUGUAAAUUCAAAUGAUGCAAAAAGGUAAUGUGUCAAUAUCUUUCUUUUUGCCACUUUAAAAACCAUAAACUGA
Messenger RNA from Myxocyprinus asiaticus (Chinese sucker), 7357 nucleotides. Its product is annotated as afadin-like. The record is from RefSeq and is a predicted model, not a curated record. The transcript has 35 exons. Gene Ontology annotation, cellular component: adherens junction. Gene Ontology annotation, molecular function: cell adhesion molecule binding. NCBI's taxonomy places the organism in Eukaryota, Metazoa, Chordata, Actinopteri, Cypriniformes, Catostomidae. The coding region runs from base 239 to 6058 and encodes 1939 amino acids. Gene Ontology annotation, biological process: regulation of protein localization; signal transduction.